AAACACGGAGAACGAUCUCUCAGGCUCCCGAGAUGAUCUAUGUGGAGCCCCGGGCAGUGCUUUCCAGUUAGAUGGACAGAGCUUCAGGCUGGAGGGCGACAGCUCCUUUGGGUCUCUGCUCAUUCCCGAUGCUCAGGGAAAGUCUCAAUCCUCGGCGAACGAUUCAAACAGGAACGAGCUACCGGAGGCUUUUGUGUUGCUCCUCUCCUUAGCGGGGAAGAGGGUUUGCUGGUCAGGGAGCGGGGAGUCGCCUGCGGACGCUGACAGUGGAGAAAGCUGAUGGCUCAGUGUUUGGGACCGGUCCACAGCCCCUUCACCCAUCUCGCCCAGAUACUCUGUUGCCUGGUGCUGGCCGGCUGUGUGGAAGCAGCGGGAGGAGGAAGAAGCAACAAACUGAAUCCAGAGUAUCAAACACACAGUCACAUCAUAAAAUAUGAAACAAUGGUACCCCAGUGGCUAAACUCAGGACCAUUGGAACACCCUCCAUCUCAGAAUGAGCAUCCGACCUGGGCCGAAGUUCAAGUCACAGCUGAAGGAAGACAUUAUAUUCUGGAGAUUCAGAAAAAUGAGCAAUUGAUGGCACUAGGUUAUGCCGAGACUCACUACAGCCCUACUGGAGAGCAAAGAACUAGCUAUCCUGACCACAAGUCACACUGCUUGUACCAUGGCAAUGUGAAAGGCUUCAAACACUCCAGUGUCGUACUGAGCACUUGCAGAGGACUCCGGGGCUUGAUCAUUCUAAAUGCGAACCUCAGUUACUUGGUGCAACCCCUUGAAGAUAGCCUUGACCAUCACCUUAUCUAUAGGACUGAACACGUAAAACUUAAAAGAGGGACAUGUGGACAUCAAGAGAGCAAACAUGAGGAAAAUUGGGUCAAAGAUUUCACCAGCCAAUUUCAUCCAGCACAUCACCGGGAAAAGAGAGAUGUGGUGAAGGAUAUGAAGUAUGUGGAGCUGUAUGUAGUGGCCGAUUAUGCUGAGUUUCAGAAGCAUAACUGGGACCUGGAGAAGACCAAACUGAAAUUGAAGGAAACUGUAAACUAUGUUGAUAAGUAUUAUAGGUCUCUGAAUAUCAGGGUUGCCUUGGUUCACCUGGAGGUGUGGACUCAUGAGAACAAGUGUGAUGUGAGGGAGGAUCCCUACAUCACGCUGUGGUCCUUUUUAAAGUGGAGACGGCAGACACUGAUCCGAAGGAAGCAUGAUAAUGCACAACUGAUCACGGGGAUCUCCUUUAAUGGCACGACGAUUGGGUUUGCACCUCUGAUGGGCAUGUGCUCAGAUUACCAGUCAGGAGGGAUAAAUAUGGAUCACUCGGACAGCGCGAUUGGAGUUGCAGCUACCAUGGCACAUGAAAUGGGACACAACUUUGGGAUGAGCCAUGAUGCUGAUGGCUGCUGUACAGCUCGUCCAGAGGAUGGAGGAUGCAUCAUGGCCGCAGCCACUGGUGACCCAUUUCCCAAAGUCUUCAACAAAUGCAAUGAGAAGGAGCUUCAGAAAUAUCUGAACAACGGUGGAGGGAUGUGUCUCUUCAACAUGCCUGACACAAACACUCUGUACGGAGGCCGAAGAUGCGGGAAUGGCUAUGUGGAGGAAGGCGAGCAGUGUGACUGUGGAGAAGUUGAGGAAUGCAACAACCCCUGUUGCCAUGCUAAUAACUGCACCUUGAAAAGGAAUGCUGAAUGCGCUCAUGGAAUCUGUUGUGAGAAGUGCAAGUUAAAAGCCCCUGGCUCUGUCUGUAGGGCAUCAUCGGGACCAUGUGACCUACCUGAGUAUUGCUCUGGCAACUCCGAGUUCUGUCCGGCCAAUUUCUACAAAAUGGAUGGUGCCAGCUGUGAUGGAGGACGGGCUUCUUGCUACAAUGGGAUGUGUCUAACUUACGAUAGCCAGUGUGUGCUUCUAUGGGGCCCUGGGGCUCAGGCUGCUCCAGCAGAAUGCUUCAAGAUGGUGAACAAUGCGGGGGACACAUACGGGAACUGUGGCAGAGGUCCUGGAGGAAGUUACCGCAAAUGUGAGACCAGGAAUGCCAAGUGCGGGAAAAUACAGUGUCAAAGUGCAGCCCAGAAGCCCCUGGACACAAAUGCAGUUGCCAUAGACACCACGAUAAUCUUGGAUGGGAGGAAGGUGCAGUGCAGAGGAACCCAUGUGUACAUGACUCCAGAGCUGGAAGGGGACAUGCUGGAUCCAGGGCUGGUCAUGACUGGAACAAAAUGUACCGAGAAGCAUAUAUGCUUUGAAGGGCAAUGUCAGAAUGCUUCGUUCCUGGAGGCAGAUGAAUGUAUCGCAAAAUGCCACAACCAUGGGGUUUGUAACAACAAGCAUAACUGUCACUGUGAGCCGGGCUGGGCACCUCCAUUCUGUAACAAACCAGGAUACGGUGGCAGCAUGGAUGGUGGAGUUGGAGCGCCAGACUACAACAGCCUGAUUGUGGCGGGAAUCGUGGUGCCAAUUAUAUUGUUGCUGUGUGGCAUUGCAGUAACUCUGCAUUACUGCUAUCGACGGAGACACAACAUCUCCCCGAAGGACAUCAGGAACCUAGGGCCUAAUGACAAACAAUUCUGCGAUAAUAAUGUGGACCAGAAAAUUAAAAACGGCCACUCAAAUCCAACCUUCCAAAUCCGAAACAAAGAUACAAAGAAUGGACCACAAGAGAGUCCUGCAUUGCCUCAAAAACCACUAUUACCUCACUCUCUUCCUACUCAGCGUCCUGUUUUAAUACUACCAAGUCUUCGGCCUACCUCUCCAACCAAUGAUGGUCAGCAGGACAGCAGAGCGCCCACCCAUAUUGCAGCACGGGUUUAUUCUCCAGCAUCUUUAGAAUAUGCCAAUAUUAAACCCUUAAAACAAACACCUCCUAAUAGACCCUUGCCAGCAGACCCACUCCCAAAGACUUCAAAGGUUUUACAGAGAGUAGCAGUGUACAACAGUAACCUGAGCCUCCAGACGAGUAACAAAACUGCUCGAGAGAAGCUACAGAAGAACAUAGCUCAUUUUGAAACCAACUCAUACAAAAGGGAACACGUACAACCUGUGCCACAGAAACUGAGGAGAUAAAGGCUAUGGAGAGACAUCCCUGGAACUCUUCAAGAGCCGCUUGCACUAUCCUGAUCUCUGUUGUCUGAAGAUCUCUCAAUAUCAAUGCUAACCGAACAAUGAAUGUGACAUCCAUUUCAAUAGCACCCUAUAUAUGUUGGAAACUUUUGUUUUUACAAUGAGCACGGUCAAACUUGCAAUCCAAAACAAGUCAUCUCAAGUAAUUCUUUUGAUUAAGCAUUUUCAGGAGAUGGGAACAAAUUCCUCGGGAGCUUGAAAGACCAAUUUUUGCUUCCAUUCACUUAUUCUGUGCUAAAACAUAAAUGAAUCCCUCAGGUGACAGGGUUCAGUGGGUGCCUUCUAUCUCCUUAUACCUGCCAGCAGAUGCCAUUCAGCAGGCUUGAGCUGGAAUGAUGUGAUUUGACGAGUUAUUCGAUAUUAAGGAAUCGCACACUCCACUUCAAUUGCCCAACUUCCAGUUUUGGAUUCAGUUGAGUUUAGGAAACUGAGGAAUGAUUAUAACAAGUCGUGUAAAAUGUUAAAAUCAUUCAACAGAACAAAACCUAACCUAUGGUGAGAGAAUUGAGACCAAGUGGCCAUAACCUUCUAAAUGCUUCCCAUUUCCAAUAACGAUCAGGGGAUAACCAUCAGGAGCAGAGAAAACUCUCUUGACAUCCCAGAAGUAGUGAUAAGUUUGGAAAUAGAUGGAAGGGAGGAACUCAGGAAAAUCUUAAUCGCCAGAGAAGUGGUACUGAACAAAUAACAGAACGUUGGGCUGACAAGAGAGUAUCCCCUGGCGGAUUUCAUCUUAGGGAGGAUAGAAGUUUGGUUGACCAAUGGGAAGUCGAGAGUAGGCAUAAGUGGGUCUUUUUCAGGUUGGUGAAAUAUAACAUGUGACCACAGGGAUCAGUGCUGGGGCCUCAAAUAUCUACAAUUUAUUUUAAUGCCUUGGAUGAAGGGGCUGAAGGUAUGGUUGUCACAUUUACACAGAUAGGUAUGAAAUAGGUUGUGAGGAGGGCAUAAGGAGGUUACAAAACGAUAUAAAUACAUUCAUUGAGUUGUCAAAGAUCAGGCAAAUGGUAUACAAUGUGGGAAACAUGAAAUUGUGCUUUUUGGAAUGAAGAAUUAACAGGAAGCAUAUUAUCUAAGUAGGAAGGAUUGCAGAAGCAUCUAGGUGUCCCUGAGAAUGAAUUGAAAAAGGUUAAUGUAUAGGCACAGCAAGUGAUUAGGAAAGCUAACAGAAUAUUCUCACUUUUAGUGAGGGGAAUUGAUUGCAAACGUCGGGAGAUUAUGUUUCAAUUAUACAGGACAGUGGUGAAACCAUAUCUUGUCUACAGUAUUGAUCCCAGGAAGGAUGUAAACUUGGUGAAAGCAAUUCAGGGAAAGUUUACCGUUGACCACAAACUGAACUGGACCACCAUAUAAAUACAAUGGCUUCACGAGCAAGUCAAAGGUAAGGAUCCUACAGCAAGUAACUCAUUGCCUGACUGCCCUAAUUCUGCCCACCACCUACAAGGCACAAGUCAGGAGCGUGAUGGAAAACUCCUCUGGAUGAGAACAGUUUCAACAGCAUUUGUGAAGCAAUACCAUUCUUGAUAAAGCUGCCCACAUGAUUGGCACCCAAUCCACCACCUUCCACACAUUCACUCCCUAUAUCAGAGUGGCAGCAAUGUUGUACUAUCUCUGAAAUGUUUGCAAUAACUCAAUAAGACCCUGCACCAGCAAUUUCCAAACCCGUGAACUCUACCACUUAGAAGGAAAAUGGCAGCAGAUGCAUGGUAUCAGCACAACUUGUAAUUUCCCUUCCAAGUCAUAAUUCAUCUCAUUUGGAAUACAUUGGUUAAUAGAGUGGUGAAAAUACUUUCAAAAGUGACUUUCGGAAAGGAAUUCCAGAAGUAAUCGAACAAAAGAAAUUACAGUGCUGUGGGAAAGGGGUAGGGGAGUGUGACUCAUUGGAUAAUUCUGCCAUCGGCAUAGCAUAGGCACAAUAGGCCAAAUGAAGGUGGGUAUUGUCACAUAUUACCAUUGAUUGUUGGAUGUGGUGUGUCUAGAAAAAUUGGCCUGAAUUAUAGCUGACACAUAGGUGGCGGGGAAAGUGGUGGGGGUGACAGAGGUUGAGAGAAGGGCAAAGAUUAAGAUGGGAAUCUUGGAUCCCAACUCCAGACUGUGCAUGUUCCCCACCCAGAAGCCAGGUUUGAAUACCUAACUGGGUUGGAAAGAUUUUGGAGCACACUGCAGGAUCCAAUCCAUGUCCCUGUGCCAGGAGGUCUGAACCUAUAGCCCAGGGACCGUUUUGCUUUGGGAUCUGGUUGGAGGGCUGGAGGCUGGGUGUGGGAGUGGAUGGGGAGUACUCCUGCUGCAAAGGGACUCAUGUCAUCACUAAAUUAUAGUUUCUGACCUGACCCAACCCACUCUUUUCUGAAUGUUAAAAUUCACUGCGUAAUGUCCCUUGAUUCUUCUGUCUCAGUUUUCCGUCCUCACUUUGAGCUGCUGAAACUGAGAUAUGGUUCAGGGGGCUAGUUCUCCCCUCUGAACUAGAAUAUUGUAGCUUCAAGAUCCACUGCACAAACGUGAGCUCAUAAUUGAGGCUGACACUCAAGUGCAGUGUUGCUUUGUCAGAAGAUCUUCAUCUUUGAGAUGAAAUUCUAAACUAAGGUUCAGCUGCUCUUAUCAGACAGACUCAUAUUUGGAACAGGCAAGUUCAAAUUGUGUCCUGAACCUCAUUGGAAAGCACCCCAGUACUUUCUUUUAAAAUUCCUCAUUCUGGUUUAGAAAUCCCCCUGUGGUGUCUCAUUUCCCUCAGUCUGUAACAACUUUCAACCAAAUGACUAAGAUUUCUGCAUUUGCUAAUUCUGGCCUCAUGACCAUCCUCGAUUUUAAUUAGUUCACUAUUGGUAAUGAUGCCUGCACUUAACUGUCCCUAAAUUCUUGUGAUUCUCCCUCUAAAGCUUUUCAGUCUGCAUAUCUUUGCCUGUCUGAUGGUCCUUGAAAUUUGCAUCUUUGACCGAGCACAUUUUGUUAUUUUACCAGGUUAGAAGCUCUGUAUAAAUGCAAUUUGUCAUUGUGGUAGCCCAAUGGGUUUACUUGAUUCUAUCACAGUGUGUUCAUACUGUCAAACAGACCACCGGGUGCCUGAGGAGCCUGUGUAAUAUUAAACAGUACAAGAAUGUAACAAUUCAAGGUGAUGAUUCCUUAAUACACUUAAUAACUGACCUCAGUUGUUUGGACGAUGGAUAAUUGUUCUGAGCAGCUUUAGGGGUGGUUCUGGUUGACAGGAAAGGAAUCAGUUUGGAAGGCCCCACCAUGGUUCAAAGGCACCUGUUGGUGUGGAAUACUGGUACAAAGCUGACCCAGGAACAAAAGCAGUAAUUGCUGGAAAAACUUGGUGGGCCUGGCAGCAUCUUUUUUUAAGAUUAAUUCACAGGAUGAGGGCAUUAUUUAUUGCCCAUCCUUUAUUGCCCAGGGGGCAGUUAAGAGUGAACCACAUUGCCGCAGGUCUGGAAUUGCAUGUAGGCCAGACUGAGUAAGGAUGGCAGAUUUCCUUCCCUAAAGGACAUUAGAGAACCAGAUGGGUUUAUCUUGACAAUUGACAAUUGAUUCAUGGUCAUCAUCAGACUCCAGAUAUUUAUUGAAUUUAAAUUUCACUGUCUGCCUUGGCAGGAUUUGAACUUGGGACCCCAGAACAUUACUUAGGCCGACUGGCCUAAUAGUCCAGCGAGAAAAACCGCUAGACCAUUGCCUCCCCCAAGGGUUAAUGUUUCGGGUUCAGUGACCUUUCAUCAAAGCUUGUCCGAAGAAGUCACUGGACCUGAAACGCUAACUCUGCUUCCUCCCAACGGAUGCUGCCAGACUUGCUGAGUUUCUCCAGUGAUUUUUGCUUUCCUUUCAAGUUUACAGCAUCCACAAUUUUUUUUAUCCUCUGCCUCAGAGCUGACCUAAGCUUCACACACCCCCGUGUCACCACUGCUCAUUGCGUUCACUCCAGAAGCUGUGAACUGGCUAGAGUCAAGAACGGAGGUGAGAUGAGCAAUAUGAGAAGGACCUCAUGAUGAGCCCUUCUAGAUUCCCCAAGCUGACCCUAAAGAAAUCCAGAAAAGUCUGGAAAUACUCCAUAAACCAGGCAGCAUCUGUGGAGAGAGGAACAGAGUUAAAGUUUCAGGUUGAUGACCUUUCAUCAAAUUUUAUUCAGAUUCCCAGCAUCUGUAAUAUAUUGACUUGUGAAGACUUUACUCACUCCAUUCAUUACUUUUUUAAGAAAGGGGUCCCAGAGGAGUUGUGGAAAAAUCUUUAUUCAAUUAUUUUACUCACUGUACCUUCUAAACAUGUUUGGGUUUUAGAAUUUACCAGCGACAAUGUAUGCUUUUGUGAAGGGGGGUUGAAUCUAGACUUCAGGAAAAUAAAUGGUGUUUUAACAGUUUUUCAAUGGUGCGCAAAUGUUUCAUAUCAGGACAACAUAGUCAUGGUUUUUUAAAAAAUUGCUACUUUGAAUUAUGCAUAACUGGGUGAUGCAAAAAAAAACUUGAACACCAUGACUUGUGCCUUCGCCUUAUUUAUUAUGUUAAUAAAGUUAAUG
Stegostoma tigrinum is the source of this 7603-nucleotide messenger RNA. RefSeq names its product ADAM metallopeptidase domain 19b (gene adam19b). Gene Ontology annotation, biological process: membrane protein ectodomain proteolysis. NCBI's taxonomy places the organism in Eukaryota, Metazoa, Chordata, Chondrichthyes, Orectolobiformes, Stegostomatidae. Gene Ontology annotation, molecular function: metalloendopeptidase activity. The coding region runs from base 280 to 3051 and encodes 923 amino acids. The record is from RefSeq and is a predicted model, not a curated record. The transcript is spliced from 23 exons.